AUGGGUGCAUGUCAGAGCAUGCAAAAUGGCGAUGAAGAGGAAAAGAGAAAGCGAAGCCGGGCAAUAGACGCCAAGCUAGAGGAGGACUCAAGACGAUUACGGAAAGAAUGCAAGAUAUUACUGCUUGGUUCCGGAGAAAGCGGUAAAUCCACAAUAGUAAAGCAAAUGAAGAUUAUCCACCAGAAUGGUUACACCAAAGAUGAACUCGCCCUCUAUCGUCUUACAAUCUACAAAAACGUGCUUGACUGCGCCAAAGCUCUUAUAGGAGCUAUGCGGCAAUUCGAGAUCGAACCUAGGGAUCCCCAAAACAAUGACAAUGCCGAUUACCUACUUGAAUACGUGGUGGACCCAGAUCCCCAUACUCCGCUCGACCCACACGUGGGUGAGUGCGUUGUGAGUAUAUGGAAGGACCCAAGUAUCGCGGAUAUCAUGGAGCACCAGAGCGAAUUCUAUUUGAUGGACUCAGCGCCUUAUUUCUUUGAUGAAGUCAUCCGAAUUGCCGAACCUAACUACAUCCCCAUCGAGGCUGAUGUCCUACGAGCCCGAACGAAGACAACGGGUAUAUACGAGACGCGCUUCACAAUGGGACAGUUGAGUAUACACAUGUUUGACGUUGGCGGCCAACGCUCGGAACGUAAAAAGUGGAUCCACUGCUUCGAAAAUGUUACCUCCAUCAUCUUUUGCGUCGCGCUUUCCGAGUACGACCAAGUGCUCCUUGAAGAAUCAAAUCAAAACCGCAUGAUGGAAUCCCUGGUGCUUUUCGACAGCGUAGUUAACAGCCGCUGGUUCAUGCGCACAUCCAUAAUCCUGUUCUUGAACAAGGUCGAUUUGUUCAAGGGGAAGCUGGAAAGAAGCCCAUUGGGGAGUUAUUUUCCCGAUUACAGCGGUGGCAACGACGUCAAUCGGGCCGCGAAGUAUCUGCUGUGGCGAUUUAAUCAGGUCAAUAGGGCGCAUUUGAACUUAUAUCCGCAUCUUACACAAGCCACUGACACCUCAAAUAUCCGCCUGGUCUUCGCCGCUGUCAAAGAUACAAUCCUCCACAAUGCAUUGGCAGAUUCAGGCAUACUGUGA
Molecule: messenger RNA, 1071 nt
Organism: Letharia columbiana
Lineage: Eukaryota; Fungi; Ascomycota; Lecanoromycetes; Lecanorales; Parmeliaceae
Exons: 5
Coding region: 1-1071 (356 amino acids)
Biological process (GO): adenylate cyclase-activating G protein-coupled receptor signaling pathway
Cellular component (GO): heterotrimeric G-protein complex
Molecular function (GO): GTP binding; GTPase activity; G protein-coupled receptor binding
Source: RefSeq, a predicted model, not a curated record